Lycium ferocissimum is the source of this 1953-nucleotide messenger RNA. Its product is annotated as disease resistance protein Roq1-like. Gene Ontology annotation, biological process: defense response. Gene Ontology annotation, molecular function: ADP binding. Bases 1 to 1158 code for a protein of 385 amino acids. The record is from RefSeq and is a predicted model, not a curated record. Lineage: Eukaryota; Viridiplantae; Streptophyta; Magnoliopsida; Solanales; Solanaceae. The transcript has 2 exons.
AUGACUGAUAAUCCCGGUGGUGUUAUGCUUGCUCUAAAUAUGAAGCACGAGGCAAAAUUCAUCGAAAAGAUCACCAAGGAGAUACUCAAAAGAUUGAAUCGCACUGUACUUCGUGUACCUUCAUACACAGUUGGAUUAGAGUCUCGAGUGAAGGAGGUUAACUCAUGGUUACGGGAUGAAUCCAGUGAAGUUGGCAUUGGGGUGAUCUGUGGACUUGGUGGCGUAGGAAAGUCUACUGUUGCUAAAGUGGCUUACAACUCUAACUAUGACAGAUUUGAUGGCAGUUGCUUUCUUGCAAAUGUCAGAGAAAUCUCAGAUAAACAUCCAAAUGGUCAGGUUUAUUUGCAAAAACAAAUUUUUGAAAGUAUUUUGAAAGGCAGAAAGGAAAAAUUAUACAAUGCUGAUGAAGGAAUUGUCAAAAUGAAAGAUGCUAUUGGCAACAAAAAGGUUUUUAUUGUAUUUGAUGAUGUGGAUCAGCUGGAUGUCUUGGAUUCACUUAUUGGGACAAGGGAUUGGUUUUAUCCAGGGAGUAAAAUUCUCAUAACGACAAGGUGUGAGAAAUUGUUGAAGGCCCAUGAGAGGCACAUGUUAUUCAAGAUUAAGGAACUUGGAGACGAUGAGUCCCUAAAGCUCUUUAGCUGGUAUGCUUUUACACAAGGCCACCCUUUAGAAGAGUUCAAGGUGCUUUCAACAGAGGCAAUACGGCAUUGCGGUGGGCUUCCGUUAGCCCUUUAUCGUUUGGGUUCCUUUCUUUCAGGGAGAGGUAUGGAAAUAUGGAGAAGUAAAUUGCAGAAAUUGGAAGCAAUCCCUCAUAGCGAAGUUCAAAAGAAUCUUGAGAUAAGCUACAAGUCUCUAGAUGAUCAUGACCAGAGGCUGUUCCUCCUUAUUGCUUUGUCUUUUGUUGGGAAGGACAAGGAUGAUGUUAUCAAAAUAUUAGAGAACUGUGAUCUGCACCCAACAGUUGGAAUUCAAAACCUCAUUGACAGAUCCCUCAUCAGCAUUAAUGACGAAAAUAAGGUGAUGAUGCCUCCACUUAUUCAGGACAUGGGGAAAGAAAUUAUUCGUCGGGAAUCACCUGAUGAUCCCGAGAGAUUUUGUAAAUUGUUGAACCAAUGGGGUCUAUCAAAUUACGUGACAGAGAACAAUGUAAGAUAUUAACUUUUCUAUUCAUGUUAGCUUGUCUUAAUAGAUUAUGAAGUGUUCUUGUUUCUCACACAAUCUUUCUGGAACAGGAAAACUGAUGCAGAUGGAGGAGACCUCCCAAGUGGACAUGUGUCGGAAGAUGGUCUUGUCCCAGAAGCUGGUCCUAAUGGUGCAAAAAGACCAUACUAUCAAGAUUUGCCAGAAAUAGCUAUUCUGCCAUACCUAGGUAAUUCGUUGAAAAGGCGUUUUGUAGGACUUCUUUCGACGUUCCCCUUAUCUGGUGGCCUCAAAAGAUUCUUCCCAUGAUGAGAGAAGUACUUGUGAAGAUGCCUUCUUCUUUUUCCGGAAAAAACAACAUUGUACUGCUUAAUCAUGUGGAGCUAGAAGAUACACAAGAGUACUGUGAGAGUCAGGUUUCAAUCAGAAUCAUUAUCUGAUAAAAUCUGAGCAUCUUUAUGCUUGGCAUACCGUGUUAGUUGCACAAUUUUGUAAGUUAAAGAGGUAUAUUCAGUCCUGUUAUUUUUUAUCAGCUUGGGUGGGCGAUAGUGUAAAUUAUGUUUCAUUAAUUCAUUGUACAGUCUGAAGGUCGUUUCUGCAAGCUUCAUAGUUUGCUUUAGCAAUAAUUCACUGGAAGGAACUAAAAUUGUAACCUGUAACCAUUCCUUUUUUUAGUCUCCAAAAAUGUUGUUUUUCCUCUUUCAUAUUUCUAAUUAGACAGCAGGGCUCAAAUAUGAAAUAAGUAUGCUAGUUUUGACGUAUGUAUGUAACUAAGUUCAAUUGCUGAAUUACUGGUGAUUCUAGUAUCUAAAA